Cyanistes caeruleus (blue tit) is the source of this 906-nucleotide messenger RNA. RefSeq names its product interleukin-8-like. Lineage: Eukaryota; Metazoa; Chordata; Aves; Passeriformes; Paridae. Gene Ontology annotation, biological process: immune response; defense response; chemotaxis. Gene Ontology annotation, cellular component: extracellular region. The record is from RefSeq and is a predicted model, not a curated record. Gene Ontology annotation, molecular function: chemokine activity.
GCCCACUGAGCUUGUGGGGAGCAUCUGAGAGAUGACAUCACCUGUCUCCGUGCUCUGCCAGCCAGCUGUGACUGCUGAGGUGUGAAUUCCGUGUCGGAGCGUGACCCUCCCCGAUAAAUAGGGGUGUCGGUGCGCCCCGUCCCGCAGAGCAUCCGUGGGGCUGAGCCUUCCCUGAGGAUGGGAGCCCCCCUGCUCCCAUGGCUGCUGCUGCUGCUGCUGUCCCACUGUGCCCACGCAGCCAUCCUGGAGGUGAAUGGGAACCUGAGCUGUAGGUGUGCCAAGACAACCUCGGAAUACAUCAGUCCCAAGAAAUACGAGAGCAUUGAGAUAAGGCCUGUGGGCAGCAGCUGCAGGCGCACGGAGAUCAUAAUUAAACUAAGAACCUCAGGGAAGGUGUGUGUGAAUCCCGAAGCCCCCUGGGUAAAGAAGCUGCUGAAGCGCAUCGCCAGCACGAAGAAAAAAUAAGUUUCCUGCUAAGGAAGUUGGUGCCCAGAGCCCCGAGGCGGGCUGGCAGACGAUGCCCAGGUGUGCAGACCUGGCUGCUCCUCACUUUGCCCUCGCUUCUUCUCCUCCCCGAAAGCCCCACGUCUGGCUCUGGGGGCAGUGGCUGUGGGGACAGUGGCUCACUGCUGGCCCCAGCCCCAUGGCAGGUUUGUGGGGGGGUUCUCCCCUGCUCUUGGUCCCUGGAUCAACGUGAAUGUGAAUCAAUCCUUCAUUGGUUUAGUUGCCUGUGGACUGCGAAGCUCUUCCCUGGCAGGGGCUGCUCCUGCUUCUUUAGGAAUGACUUUGUGACUUUUUCCAUGUGAAGUGCUUGGUGACGGAGCGUGUGUCUGAGGGUUCUGUGGCACAGCGUGGCAUGUCCUUUUCUGGAAGCUCAAGUCCAAUAAAUUUCAGGGUUUUCCUUUC